AUGACCAUAACUCAUUUUGAAGAAGCUAUUAAUAGACCAGCAGAAAAACUGAACAAUUAUCAAGCAACAAUCAAAAUGAAGUCCAUGAUCGUGCUCUGCGUGCUGUCGGUGGCGGCGCUGGUGGUGGCGCGUCCCGACGAUUCCCACUACACCGACCGUUACGACAACGUCAACCUGGACGAGAUCCUCUCCAACCGCCGUCUGCUGGUGCCCUACGUCAAGUGCAUCCUCGACCAGGGCAAGUGCGCCCCUGACGCUAAGGAGCUCAAAGAACACAUCAGGGAAGCCUUGGAGAACGAAUGUGGCAAAUGUACUGAGACCCAGAAGAACGGAACCCGGCGUGUGAUCGAGUACUUGAUCAACAACGAGGAGGAGUACUGGAACGAGCUUACGGUCAAGUACGACCCUGAGAGGAAGUACACCGCCAAGUACGAGAAGGAACUCAAGAAGAUCAAGGCUUAAGUGAUUAAUAAUUUAUAAUUCUUGCUCAAUUGAAAUUGUGAUGUGAUUUUAGUUUGUAAAUAAAAAUAAAAUACAUAAUAUGAACGUUUGAUUUCGUAUA
Spodoptera littoralis (African cotton leafworm) is the source of this 562-nucleotide messenger RNA. Lineage: Eukaryota; Metazoa; Arthropoda; Insecta; Lepidoptera; Noctuidae. The record is from the annotation of a GenBank genome assembly.